Leptonychotes weddellii (Weddell seal) is the source of this 2647-nucleotide messenger RNA. It is a transcript of the gene GPER1, whose product is annotated as G protein-coupled estrogen receptor 1. Gene Ontology annotation, biological process: nuclear receptor-mediated steroid hormone signaling pathway; cellular response to estradiol stimulus; G protein-coupled receptor signaling pathway. The record is from RefSeq and is a predicted model, not a curated record. Gene Ontology annotation, cellular component: Golgi apparatus; membrane. Lineage: Eukaryota; Metazoa; Chordata; Mammalia; Carnivora; Phocidae. Gene Ontology annotation, molecular function: nuclear estrogen receptor activity; G protein-coupled receptor activity.
UGGCAGGUCAGCCUCGUGCACCAGGCCUCCCUCCCCAGGACCACCACUCCGGCAUUCUUCGACGGGUGGAACCAAGUCCAGAAUCCCCACCACCCGAGGGAGAGCUGCAGCUACGCCUCCAGCCUGCCAUGAGCACGUUUGCAGAGGCUGGCUGACAAGCCUUCCAAGGGACGGGGGAAGGGUCUGCUCAGAACCGGCCCAAGUUGGGGUGGCUGGCUGCGGUGCAGCUCAGUGACAACCAUCUCUCCGAGACACUAAGGACCUCAAGUCCCAGCCUUCCCUUCACAUGCAUGUGCCUGCCGUCACCCUGUGGCCAUCUGCUGCAGAGACCGUCCUCAUCAGAAAGCCAUCAGAAAGCCGUAGAGACUUGAACCAAAGACUUACUCCUGUUCUGUAUGCUUCUCUCAGGUGCGCAGGUAGUGAGCGCCAUCCGGUGGGCGCUGAACACAGUAGUCGACGCCCAGCAGACGCCCGGCAGACGCCCAGAAAAAGAGUCUCUCGCGGUGUGGACAUGGAUAACCUUCUCCAUUUGCUCAGCUUUCUGCAAAACAGACCCACACUGCUUCCGGUGGUGCCUGUGAUGAGCUCUGCUCUUACAAACAUCUGGCUCACUUCAAAGAGCAUCACCUUUCUUUCUAGAGAUGGAUUUAUCGUUUAAGUUGGAUUUCUGUGAGCUGUGUGGCAAACCGUGAAAGCUGUGCAUCUGGGGAUAUGGACGUGACUUCCCCAGUGCCCGCCUUGGGCAUGGAGACGCACCCCGGCACCUCCAACAGCACCCCCCCAGAGCUCAACCUGUCCCGCGCACUCACUGGCACCGUCCUGGCGAACCAGACAGGAGAGCUCUCCGAGCACCAGCAGUACGUGAUUGGGCUUUUCCUCUCCUGCCUGUACACCAUCUUCCUCUUCCCCAUCGGCUUCGUGGGGAACAUCCUGAUACUGGUGGUGAACCUCAGCUUCCGGGAAAAGAUGACAAUCCCGGACUUGUACUUUAUCAACCUGGCGGCGGCUGACCUCAUCCUGGUGGCCGACUCCCUGAUUGAGGUGUUCAACCUGGACGAGCAGUACUAUGACAUCACUGUGCUGUGCACCUUCAUGUCCCUCUUCCUGCAGAUCAACAUGUACAGCAGCAUCUUCUUCCUCACGUGGAUGAGCUUUGACCGGUACAUCGCCCUGGCCAAGGCCAUGCGCUCCAGCCUGUUCCGCACCAAGCACCACGCCAGGCUGAGCUGCGGCCUCAUCUGGAUGGCCUCUGUCUCUGCCACGCUGGUGCCCUUCACUGCGGUGCACCUGCAGCACACGGAGGAGGUCUGCUUCUGCUUUGCAGACGUCAAGGAGAUCCAGUGGCUGGAAGUCACCUUGGGUUUCAUCAUCCCCUUUGCCAUCAUUGGCCUGUGCUACUCGCUCAUCGUCCGGGUGCUCAUCAAAGCUCACAAACACCGAGGCCUGCGCCCGAGGAGGCAGAAAGCCCUCCGCAUGAUCUUCGCAGUGGUCCUCGUGUUCUUCAUCUGCUGGUUGCCAGAGAACGUCUUCAUCAGCGUCCACCUGCUGCAGCGCACACAGCCAGGAGCUGCUCCCUGCACGCAGUCUUUCCGCCACGCCUACCCGCUAACUGGCCACAUCGUCAACCUGGCGGCUUUCUCCAACAGCUGUCUGAACCCCCUCAUCUACAGCUUUCUGGGGGAGACUUUUCGGGACAAACUGAGGCUGUACAUUGAGCAGAAAACCAACAUGUCAGCUCUGAACCGUUUCUGCCAUGCUGCCCUGAAGGCAGUCAUCCCAGACAGCACCGAGCCGUCGGAUGUGAAGUUCAGCAGCGCCGUAUAGAGGCGGCCAAGCAGUGUCAGCACAGGCCCAACACUGUGUCACCCCAGGGCAAGGCGGGAGGAAGGGCUGGGCCACACCGUGCCCUGAGCCCCGUCAGAACUUGCCAGCCCGCCUGUGCCCCAGCUGUGGGCACACGUGGGCUCUGAGGAGCCCACACUGCAAGCCACCCUGACUUUGGGCCGAGCACACAGCACUGGGGCUCCCCACCCACAUCACGGCUGCGGGGCAUGGGGCUGGUGUGAGCGGGCGCCGGGCAUGGGGGCCACUCUGCACACAUUGUGCCCCACAGCAAAGGAUGUUUCUCACGUUGGCCAAUGAAAGCAAAACCAAGGAGACAUUUUGGAGGCAAGACCUUAGUUUCAAGGUCGAUCUGCCAUAAAUCUGCCACCCUUGGGAGACAGAACACACUCAGCGGAUCUGAACUGGAUACUGUGGUCCAUCCCCCACGUCUGUGGCCUAUGGUUUAUUAUGCGUACUAACAAGCGCACUUGAGUUAGAGGGGAAUGGAGAAGCGCUUCUCCCAGGCACACCCCUCAGAGCGGCCCCUCGCCGACAGCAACUGCGUGACCCUGAGCACUCGGGCCGCCUCAGCCGGAAGGCUCUUCUGCAACCAGAGACCCCCCUGCUGUCCGAGUCGCCGGCCCAGUGCUGCCCGUUUGUGGGUGUCUCUGCACCUACACCACCAGGGAAGGAGCCCAUGGGGGUACAGCCUGGGGAGAAAGAUGACGGCAACGUAUACAGUUUUCCUUAAAACGUACAAAAGAAAAACUAGUGAUUGCUAAGAACGUCCAGCCUUUCUCAAUAAAACAUAGUCACGUCCUGA